AUGGCGCUAUCAAAUGUCCUCGAAACUCCUGGAGCCGGGUUUAAUUUUGACAACGUUGCGAGGAACGCCGCGUUGGAGGGUCUCUUUGACGCAGGACAGGCACCCAAACCUCUGAAGACUGGCACAACAAUAGCUGGAGUCGAUGGGGUGGUGCUGGGAGCCGACACAAGAGCCACCUCCAGUGAAGUGGUGGCCGACAAGAUGUGCGCCAAGAUCCAUUAUAUUUCCCCAAAUAUAUAUCUCAUACUGGGAGGAGUGGACUGCACUGGGAACCACCUGUACAGUGUGGGGCCGUAUGGGAGCGUGGAUCAUGUGCCAUACCUCGCAUUGGGAUCAGGUGACCUGGCUGCUCUUGGGAUUUUGGAGGAUGGAUUCAAAACCGACCUUGAGCUGGAGAAGGCGAAGGAGCUGGUCCGAGCCUCCAUCCAUGCUGGCAUCAUGAGUGACCUCGGCUCCGGCAACAACAUCGACAUCUGUGUCAUCACCAGACAGGGAGUGGACUACAUCAGACCCUACCAGGAGUCACAGUACAAAGACUGCAGGAAAAUGAAAUACAAGUAUCGUCCAGGAACAACACCAGUUCUCACAGAGAAAGUAGUCCCCUUAAAGCUGGAGGUCGUACAGGAGACCGUGCAGCAGAUGGAUACAGUCUGA
Messenger RNA from Menidia menidia (Atlantic silverside), 654 nucleotides. The record is from the annotation of a GenBank genome assembly. NCBI's taxonomy places the organism in Eukaryota, Metazoa, Chordata, Actinopteri, Atheriniformes, Atherinopsidae.